Messenger RNA from Tremella mesenterica DSM 1558, 738 nucleotides. RefSeq lists its product as uncharacterized. The record is from RefSeq and is a predicted model, not a curated record. The transcript has 6 exons. Gene Ontology annotation, molecular function: protein binding. The annotation marks the transcript as partial. NCBI's taxonomy places the organism in Eukaryota, Fungi, Basidiomycota, Tremellomycetes, Tremellales, Tremellaceae. Gene Ontology annotation, cellular component: endoplasmic reticulum; Dsc E3 ubiquitin ligase complex. Gene Ontology annotation, biological process: protein processing.
AUGGAAGAGGAAGUACGAGGAAGAUGUGUGACUAUUAUCUUCUCAAACGAAGAAGGAGGGGGAAAUCUUGAAUUGUGGGUUGAGGAAGGGGAGACUGUUGCAAGUGUCAAAGAUCAGAUUCGUCAUCUUCGUCCUGCUCUCGCACCACUAUCUCUCCGACUCAUUCACGCAGGUCGUCUACUCACCGACGGUAUUUUACUCUUACCCUGGUUAAGAUCAUUGGAAGAAAGAGUUAAACGACAGUCGAAUGGUGUAGGAGCCGACCUCGAUAAUGAAGAAGAUGGGAAAGUAUGGUUACAUUGUAAUGUUGGACCUAAGAUGGAGGAGGUGAAAAGUGGUGUUAGAGAAACAGAAGUGAGUUUCUCCAAUGCUCCCACCCCUGCUCAACCAACAAGAAGAGGUUUUGACGUCCUUCUCGACGCCGGUCUCUCGCCUGAGGAUGUGGCCAAUAUGCGUCGACAAUUCUACGCUGGUAGAGGGGAAGAAGUCCCUGAGGGUUUAGACGGCGAUGGAGCCAAUGACGAACAUGCUAGGGCUUUGGAAGAACAAUGGAUAGAAGGGGAUUUAACGGCGGAGACUGCUUUGACAACAACAGAAGGAACUUUUACAUCCACUUUCAAUGGUCUAAUAAUAGGUUUCCUCUUACCACUCUUUGUCAUAUUCUUUUUUCAAGAACCACCCCUUCCUAAUUUUUUCGAUGCCGAAGCGGAAAUACCAACUUCAACAAAUUCACUUUUU